Molecule: messenger RNA, 5349 nt
Organism: Neofelis nebulosa (Clouded leopard)
Lineage: Eukaryota; Metazoa; Chordata; Mammalia; Carnivora; Felidae
Gene: PTCHD1
Product: patched domain containing 1
Exons: 3
Coding region: 108-2774 (888 amino acids)
Biological process (GO): chemical synaptic transmission; cognition
Cellular component (GO): synapse; plasma membrane
Source: RefSeq, a predicted model, not a curated record
CGCCGUCGCCGCCGCGGGCGCCACCACCGCCGCCGCCGCCGCCGCCGCCGCCCGAGCCCGCGCCGAGCGUGCGCCUCGCCCUCCUCCCGCGCCCGCUCUGCUCUAGGAUGCUGCGGCAGGUUCUGCACAGGGGCUUGAGGACGUGUUUCUCCCGGCUCGGCCACUUCAUUGCCAGUCACCCGGUCUUCUUCGCCUCGGCGCCCGUGCUCAUCUCCAUCCUGCUCGGCGCCAGCUUCAGCCGCUACCAGGUCGAGGAGAGCGUGGAGCACCUGCUGGCGCCCCAGCACAGCCUCGCCAAGAUCGAGCGCAACCUCGUCAACAGCCUCUUCCCGGUCAACCGCUCCAAACACCGACUCUACUCGGACCUGCAGACCCCCGGGCGCUACGGCCGGGUCAUCGUCACCUCCUUCCAGAAAGCCAACAUGCUGGACCAGCAUCACACUGACCUGAUCUUAAAGUUGCAUGCUGCUGUGACCAGGAUCCAGGUUCCAAGGCCUGGUUUUAAUUACACGUUCGCCCACAUAUGUAUCCUGAAUAAUGAUAAGACUUGCAUCGUGGAUGACAUAGUGCAUGUUCUGGAGGAGCUAAAGAAUGCUCGGGCCACCAACCGGACCAAUUUUGCUAUCACAUACCCAAUCACUCACUUAAAGGACGGGAGGGCGGUGUACAACGGACAUCAGCUUGGAGGCGUCACUGUGCACAGCAAGGACCGGGUCAAGUCCGCAGAGGCCGUCCAGCUCACCUACUACCUGCAGUCAAUCAACAGUCUCAACGACAUGGUGGCUGAGAGGUGGGAGUCCAGCUUCUGCGACACUGUCCGACUAUUCCAGAAAUCCAACAGCAAAGUCAAAAUGUACCCUUACACGUCCUCCUCACUGAGGGAAGAUUUCCAGAAGACCAGCCGUGUAUCAGAACGUUACCUGGUCACCAGCCUGAUCCUGGUGGUCACUAUGGCCAUCCUGUGCUGUUCUAUGCAGGACUGCGUCCGCAGCAAACCCUGGCUAGGCCUGCUCGGGCUGGUGACUAUAACCCUGGCCACUCUCACCGCGGCCGGGAUCAUCAAUCUUACCGGUGGGAAAUACAAUUCCACCUUCCUGGGAGUCCCUUUCGUCAUGCUAGGUCAUGGAUUAUAUGGGACUUUUGAAAUGUUAUCCUCCUGGAGGAAAACUAGAGAAGACCAACAUGUUAAAGAGAGAACUGCAGCAGUCUAUGCAGACUCCAUGCUCUCCUUUUCUCUCACCACUGCCAUGUACCUGGUCACCUUUGGCAUAGGGGCCAGCCCUUUCACGAACAUUGAGGCAGCCAGGAUUUUCUGCUGCAAUUCCUGUAUCGCAAUCUUCUUCAACUACCUCUAUGUACUCUCGUUUUAUGGUUCCAGCCUGGUAUUCACUGGCUACAUAGAAAACAAUUACCAGCAUAGUAUCUUCUGUAGAAAAGUCCCAAAGCCCGAGGCAUUGCAGGAGAAGCCGGCAUGGUACAGGUUUCUCCUGACAGCCAGAUUCAGCGAGGAUACAACUGACGGCGAGGAAGCGAACACUUACGAGAGUCACCUAUUGGUAUGUUUCCUCAAACGCUAUUACUGUGACUGGAUAACCAACACCUAUGUCAAGCCUUUUGUAGUUCUCUUUUACCUUAUUUAUAUUUCCUUUGCCUUAAUGGGCUAUCUGCAGGUCAGUGAAGGGUCAGACCUUAGUAACAUCGUAGCAACCGCGACGCAAACCAUUGAGUACACUACUGCCCAGCAAAAGUACUUUAGUAACUACAGUCCGGUGAUUGGGUUUUACAUAUAUGAGUCCAUAGAGUACUGGAACACUAGCGUCCAAGAAGAUGUGCUAGAAUACACCAAGGGGUUUGUGCGGAUAUCCUGGUUUGAGAGCUAUUUAAAUUACCUUCGGAAACUCAAUGUGUCCACUGGCUUGCCUAAGAAAAAUUUCACAGACAUGUUGAGAAAUUCCUUCCUGAAAGCUCCCCAAUUUUCACAUUUUCAAGAGGACAUCAUCUUCUCUAAAAAGUACAAUGAUGAGGUUGAUGUAGUGGCCUCCAGAAUGUUUUUGGUGGCCAAGACCAUGGAAACUAACAGAGAAGAACUCUACGAUCUCCUGGAGACCCUCAGGAGACUUUCUGUCACCUCCAAGGUGAAGUUCAUUGUCUUCAACCCGUCCUUCGUGUAUAUGGAUCGAUAUGCCUCCUCUCUGGGAGCCCCCCUGCACAACUCCUGCAUCAGUGCUUUGUUCCUGCUCUUCUUCUCGGCAUUCCUGGUGGCAGAUUCUCUGAUUAACGUCUGGCUCACUCUCACGGUUGUGUCCGUGGAGUUUGGAGUUAUAGGUUUCAUGACUUUAUGGAAAGUAGAACUGGACUGCAUUUCUGUGCUAUGCUUAAUUUAUGGAAUUAACUACACAAUUGACAACUGUGCUCCACUGUUAUCCACAUUCGUUCUGGGCAAGGAUUUCACAAGAACUAAAUGGGUAAAAAACGCCCUGGAAGUGCAUGGGGUAGCUAUUUUACAGAGUUACCUCUGCUAUCUUGUUGGUCUGAUUCCUCUCGCAGCUGUGCCUUCAAAUCUGACCUGUACACUGUUCAGGUGCUUGUUUUUAAUAGCAUUUGUCACCUUCUUUCACUGCUUUGCCAUUUUACCUGUGAUACUGACUUUCCUGCCACCCUCGAAGAAAAAAAGGAAAGAGAAGAAAAACCCUGAAAACCGGGAGGAAAUUGAAUGUGUGGAAAUGGUGGAUAUUGACAGUACCCGAGUGGUUGACCAAAUUACAACAGUGUGAUAGAGUCUCUGCUUGUUAUAUUUUCACCCUAGGUCUUAUCGAGAGCAAAGAGAUUAUGUUACUGAAACAAAUUCAAAGUUGUUCUUUCUUUUUUAAGUAUAAGAAACAGACAUUGCCAAAGUAAAGGACAAGGGGGGAAAUGGGCAUUGCACAUUUUCAGUCUUUAACACAAAAGGACUGUUACCAGAAAGAAUGUACACACACACACACACACACACACACACACACACACACACGGAGACAGUCUUAAACUAAAAUCAAAUAGAAGAAAGCUUAUUAGCAAGCAGAAUCCUAUUUUAUUCACACUGCAGAUGUUGCUGGUAUUGUGACAAAAACCUACUGAUUGAAAGGUCAGCUGCCAAGGCAGAAAUAGCUUUAAGCAUUGUUCACACAAUAAAGCUUCCAGAACUUCUGCAGAGCAGUAGCUCCAGGCAGGGUCUGUGGUUUGAGGUCUUAGCUGUCUCAUCUAGCUCCGCAGCACCACAAGGAGAUGCUUUCAAAAGUUCUGGCCAGCAGAAACAAGCCAGAACUUUGGAAGUGACACACAGUAGAGUGGCCAUCACCCAUGGAGUGAAAUUGAGUGAUGUCUAAAUUCACCCAGGUGAGGCAGUUUUGUUUUGUAGAAUGAAUUGAUCAUAUCCCCCCAUCAGUAUACUUUCAACGUUUGUAUGAUUUGGUUAAUACACCUUUAAACCAAUGACAGCUCCAGCAUCGCGGAGUUGGGGCGAUUCUAUUUUGGAAUAUCUUGUCGCUUGUCACCAAAUGGAUCUGCUUUAUUAGUUACAGCUCUUGGCAGGAGGCUCUGAGUACCCAAAACGACAGAGCCAAACCCAAAUACCUGGCAUGAUGGAGAAGCAGGAGUCUACUUGAACCCAGAGACAGCGUCUCCAUUUUAACAAAACAAUAUGGCCAGCUGGUACAGCUGUUUGCAGUUUGACCCUACAUGCAGUUUUUGCGUGGAUGCCCAGAAACAACAUCUGCCUACGCACAGCUGAGGAAGGAGAAAUGAACACUGACAUGGUUGUUUGCCAUAGCUUUCAACUAGUAGAGCCGGUCUGCCUUCACGAUGAGACCGGCUGCUCAAAGACACAGAGGAGAAAAGAAAGUUCUUUGGUGAGUGUAAUCCCGAAAUGAAGAAAAUUUUCAGAAGUGCAGGCAGGGAGAUGAAGGACUGAAGGGGAGACAGAUGGAAAUGACCGGAAGAUGUAAUCACCGAUACUAGCGUAUCACUGGUGACAGUCAAACGUUCCUGCUAAGCCGGCUGCACUUUCAUCUCCCUGGUUCCCUCCCCCUGCCCCCGCACACACAUACCUUUGCUGGUGUCCCUCUAAUGCAUUGCACGGCCCUUCUGUACAUUAAUGAGCCUAGUUUAUACUGUUUAUACUGUUGAUUGCCAUAUCCACAGGCUCUAAAAAGAAACAGCUUGAUUGGAAGAGGCUGUGUAUGCUGUCCCAGACCCCUGCAUUUCUUUAUGUCUAUAAAAAUGAAGCUAACUCCUGGUCACAUUUGAGGCAAACGUCUACAGUAUUUUUCCCUUUUAGAGACGUAGCUUAUUUAGACAUCUAUAGUGGUAAGCAUUUCCCAAAAGCACCUUUGCUCUCUGGACCUUAGCGGAUGUACCGUGCAACUUCCCCAUCCUCCACAGAGGAGGAAACCAAGACCUAGGAGGAAAAAGCGACUCAGCCAGGGUCACACCACUAGAGGGUUUCCAUCAUUUUAGCAUGCCUAAGACGGGGCAGGCCACUUUUAGAUUUUCCCUUAAGAGGGCUAUUACUCCCUUCAAGGUACAUUUCCAAGGAAAGAACAUAGGACUUUACUGGCCACAAGGCAGACUUUUUUUUUUUUUUUUUUUUGUAAUGUCUGGGUAAUGUUUGGGAUUUAGCUUUGCCAUUGUCUUUCCAAACAGCAAAAAUGCCCAAAUGAUUCAGAUGUAACUGCACCAAGUGCAAACCUGUGCUUUCUAUUUCAUGUACUGUUGUUCACAGAGUUCAAAAUACACGUGCAGGGGGUCGUAGCUAGUGCAUUACGCACUUGUGCAGUCUCUCCUGCAGACACACUAAGUGAUCAUACCAACGUGUUAUGCACUCAACUAGAAGAUAAUGAGCUUUAAUCUGAGGACAAGUAUAAGUCCUCAAAAAAGGGCAAGUUCGCAUAAUAGAUCUGCGAUCAAUUCUCUCUCCAAGGGGCCUGCAACUACGCUAUUAUUUAUAAAACACAGAUGAAGAGGAGAUUGGUUUUAUUCUUGAGUCAUAUGUUGCUAAAUCAUUUUCUGAACAGUGUGUUCUAAAUCAGCCAUUGAUUUAGUGUCGGCCACGUGGAGUACCUCGGGUGAAAGCUACUCCACAAAACUGAUAAAACACACACGCCAAUUAAACAGAUUUUGUUGAGAAUUUCAUCAUUCAAUUUGGUCAACCAGAAUGACUUGCUGUGGAACUUUGUUUUAUGACAGAUGGUAGUUUUCCAACUUGAUUGAGUCUCUGUAUACCUUGGAAUAUUGUAUUUUUAAAUGAAGGGCAUUUUCAACCUUGUCAACUUCCCUUUUCAGCACUUGAAAUCAAGGCUUAUGGAAUUCUGA